This is a messenger RNA of Hevea brasiliensis (rubber tree), 1665 nucleotides long. RefSeq lists its product as uncharacterized. The record is from RefSeq and is a predicted model, not a curated record. The transcript is spliced from 16 exons. Bases 145 to 1275 code for a protein of 376 amino acids. NCBI's taxonomy places the organism in Eukaryota, Viridiplantae, Streptophyta, Magnoliopsida, Malpighiales, Euphorbiaceae.
UAAAAAACAAAAAAAGAAAGACAAUAACUCUCUCUCUCUCUCUCUGAAUCGGCUGAUCUUUAAACACAUCUAAUCUUGUUUUCACCAAAAAAAAAAAAAACGCAUCUAAUCCGUAUCUAAUCUUUCUCUUUCAAUCUCUCCACAAUGCCACCUACUGAUGCAGACUUGGAUCUCAGAACAUCUACCGCCUCUGCAUUCUUAAUCGGGGAUUACGCAUUUGCUGAUGCCAGUAACCUGGAGCAUUGUGCCAAGUACUUGAACCAGACGCUCGUUACCUUUGGAUUUCCUGCUUCCCUCGACCUCUUUGCCAAUGAUCCGGUUUCAAUUGCACGGACCUGCAAUUGCAUUUACUCUUUGCUUCAACAGAGACAGCGUGACGUUGAAUUCAGAGAAUCUGCCAAUGAGCAGAGACAGAGACUACUAUCAGAUAUUUCAAGAUUGGAGGCAAAAGUUGAGAGGCUUGAAUCGCAGAUACAAGCCAAAGAUAGGGAAAUAGCAACUAUCACAAGAACGGAAGCCAAAGCUACAGCAGCUUUUAAGGCACAGAUUGAAAAGCUUCAACAGGAACGGGAUGAAUUUCAAAGGAUGGUCAUUGGCAAUCAGCAAGUGAGGACCCAGCAAGUACAUGAAAUGAAGAAAAAAGAAAAGGAGUACAUAAAGCUGCAGGAGAGGCUAAAUCAAGUAUUGAUGGAGAAAAAGAAGGAAUCAAGAUCAGGCAUGGAGAUAAUGAAUUUGCUUCAGAAAGAAGGCAGGCAACGUGGGACAUGGAAUGGGAAAAAGGCUGAUAAUGAUUUCUAUAAGAAAAUAGUGGAUGCGUAUGAGGCUAAGAAUCAAGAAUUGAUGGCAGAGAACACUGAUUUAAGGGCAUUAUUGCGGUCAAUGCAGGUUGAUAUGCGCGAUUUCAUAAAUGCUCCAAAUGGUUCAACCAAGCAAUCUUUGGCUGUCAAUGAAAAACUUGAAGCUGACCCCUCGCAGUCUCCUUUGGGUGGAAGGACGGACGUUUUUGACCUGCCUUUUCACAUGGCUAGAGAUCAAAUUGAGGAAAGCCUCCGAAAUAAGAUGGCUUCCAUAAAGGAGCGUAUGGUUCAGUUGCAAGAUGCACAGAAAGGAGCAGAUGUCACAUCUGAAGCAACAGAGAGAGAACUUGAACUUGAAGCUCAACUUGUUGAGGCAAGGAGCAUAAUCCAGGAGCAGGCAUCCAUAAUGUCUAAACAUCUUGCUAAGUCUGAGAGGCCAAGGGAAUCUAUCAUUUCAUCACCAGCUGAGGGAAUGUGAUAUCACCAGCUUGAUGAUAUCUACAUUUUGGGCAUCGAGGUUGAUGGAGUUGGCUGUAUAGUAAGAUGCAUCGCUGCAGAGAACCUUUGUGAGUAUGAUUCCAUAUGGUUCUUUUGUAGUUGUAACUAGUAAGGCCUUGAGAACUUUAAGUUCUACGCUUAUCGUUAAUGAAAUGUAAUGGGUAUGUAUGCUGACAAUCGCUCCAGUCAAAUUUCUUUCAUCCAUAUUAUCGUUCGUCUUCUGUGCUUUCAGAUCGUACGUUGCUUCCCAUUAGCAUGAUUUUUUAAAAAUUUUUAAUUUUUGUCUUUGGAGCUCAUGGUUUUAGCUAUUUUCUAGACUUUUAAUUCUAAUAUAUAACUAUGCAACUUGGCAUUUAUUUGAGUUGCGUAA